AUGGCGUCUACAGAUAUUGCUACUCGGGAGCUCAAGAAUCCCAUUGAUGUUGCCGAAUACCUUUUCCGACGUCUACAUGAGGUUGGAAUCCGCUCACUCCAUGGUUUGCCUGGUGACUACAAUCUUGCCGCAUUGGACUACCUGCCUAAGUGUGGCCUCAACUGGGUUGGAAACUGCAACGAACUCAAUGCCGGAUACGCGGCCGAUGGCUAUGCACGUGUGAAAGGUAUUAGUGCCAUCGUCACCACCUUUGGUGUCGGAGAGCUGUCCGCCCUCAAUGCCAUUGCCGGCGCAUACUCGGAGUUUGUUCCAGUCAUUCACAUCGUUGGCCAGCCCACCACCCAGUCUCAGAAGGAUGGCAUGUUGUUGCACCAUACCCUCGGAAAUGGUGAUUUUAAUGUCUUCACUAAAAUGAGCGAGGGCAUUUCGUGCUAUGUCGCACGCUUGAACAAUCCCCAUGAUGCAGCGACUCUGAUCGACAGUGCGAUUCGUGAAUGUUGGAGGCAUAGUCGUCCGGUCUACGUUACCCUGCCGACGGAUAUAGUUGCCGCCAAGGUCGACGGUGAUCGCCUGAAGACGCCCAUUGAUCUUGAACUGCCCAAGAAUGACCCGGAGAAGGAGAAUUACGUCGUUGAUGUCGUUAUGAAGUAUCUUCGUGCUGCGAAGAACCCCAUCAUUCUGGUUGAUGCGUGUGCCAUUCGUCAUCGCGUGUUGGAUGAAGUGCACGACUUGGUGGAGAAGUCCGGCUUGCCAACCUUUGUGACUCCGAUGGGCAAGGGGGCCGUGAACGAGAACCACAAAAACUUCGGCGGCGUUUAUGCUGGCAAUGGCUCCAACCCCGGAGUCAGUGAGGCUGUUGAGUCGUCCGACCUCAUUCUGAGCAUUGGAGCCAUCAAGUCUGACUUCAAUACUACUGGUUUCACCUAUCGCAUGGGAAAGUUGAACACCAUUGACUUCCACAGCACUUUCGUGCGAGUGCGGUACUCCGAGUACCCCAAUAUCAACAUGAAGGGUGUUCUACGACAGGUUGUGCAGAAGUUGGAGUCUCUGUCCCGUGCUUCUAUUCCUACGCUCACGAACAAACUGCCCGAGAGCGAACAGACCUCUACCGAUCAGACUAUUACCCACAAGUGGGUGUGGCCGAUCAUUGGCCAGUGGCUGAAGGAAAAGGACAUCGUCAUUACCGAGACUGGCACUGCUAACUUUGGUAUUUGGGAUACCCGCUUCCCUGCGGAUGUGACUGCCAUUAGCCAGGUCCUUUGGGGCAGCAUUGGCUACUCUAUGGGAGCUUGCCAGGGAGCUGCUCUCGCCGCGAAGGAGACGGGAGAUCGCCGAACCAUUCUUUUCAUUGGCGAUGGAAGCAUCCAGCUGACUGUGCAGGAAAUCAGCACGAUCUUAAAGAAUAAGUUGAACCCUAUCAUCUUCGUGAUCUGCAACGAAGGCUACACCAUCGAGCGAUACAUCCACGGAUGGGAUGCGGAAUACAACGACAUCCAGCCCUGGGACUUUGCCAACAUUCCCAAGGUCUUCGGAGCGAAGGACAACUACCAGGGCUACCGGAUCAAGACUCGCGACGAGCUCCACAAGUUAUUCGCCGACCAGGAAUUCAACGUGUCCGAUAAGCUUCGGUUGGUCGAACUGUACAUGCCUCGCGAUGACGCCCCUGCAGGCUUGAAGUUGACCGCUGAGGCCGCUGCGCAGCGCAACGCAAAAGCUGCCGCUUGA
Messenger RNA from Penicillium paradoxum, 1725 nucleotides. RefSeq names its product alpha-keto acid decarboxylase family protein. Gene Ontology annotation, molecular function: carboxy-lyase activity; magnesium ion binding; thiamine pyrophosphate binding. The transcript has 4 exons. Bases 1 to 1725 code for a protein of 574 amino acids. NCBI's taxonomy places the organism in Eukaryota, Fungi, Ascomycota, Eurotiomycetes, Eurotiales, Aspergillaceae. The record is from RefSeq and is a predicted model, not a curated record.